Sugiyamaella lignohabitans is the source of this 2040-nucleotide messenger RNA. RefSeq names its product transketolase TKL1 (gene TKL1). Gene Ontology annotation, cellular component: cytosol. Gene Ontology annotation, molecular function: transketolase activity. Bases 1 to 2040 code for a protein of 679 amino acids. NCBI's taxonomy places the organism in Eukaryota, Fungi, Ascomycota, Dipodascomycetes, Dipodascales, Trichomonascaceae. The record is from RefSeq and is a predicted model, not a curated record. Gene Ontology annotation, biological process: pentose-phosphate shunt. The transcript has a single exon.
AUGACAGAAAACGAGUUAGCAGUUAAGGAAAUUAGGAAACUGGUUAUAGACUGUUGUAGACAGAAUGGCUCUGGUCAUGGAGGUUCUGCAAUUGGAAUGGCCCCUCUAGCAGUUGCUUUAUGGAAGUACGUUUUGAUCUAUAAUCCAAAAAAUCCAAACUGGUUUAAUCGUGAUAGGUUUAUUCUUUCCAACGGUCAUGCUGGUAUCCUUCUUUACAUCAUGCUUCAUAUUUCUGGCUAUAAAAGUUGGACAAUGGAUCAGCUUCGAGGUUAUGCGGGUCCAGAGCGACUUAAUGAUAGUAAAACGACCACGAUUUGUCACGGACAUCCAGAAAUCGAAUACGAUGGGAUAGAAAUUAGUACCGGUCCACUAGGACAAGGUAUUGCCAACGCAGUAGGCAUGGCCAUUGCUGCCAAAAAUCUCGGUGCACAAUAUAAUAAAGAUGGAUUUCCAAUGAUUUCAUCUCAAAUAUAUUGCACAACUGGUGAUGGAUGUAUACAGGAAGGGGUAGCCCUUGAAGCAAUCGCAAUAGCCGGCCACUUGGCGCUGGAUAAUUUGACACUUAUAUACGAUAACAACCAGGUGACAUGCGACGGACCAGCUGAAUGGAUUACGUCAGAUGAUAUCAAUGCAAAAUUCAGAUCUAUGGGAUGGCACACUAUUGACGUAUUUGAUGGAGAUAACUCAGUUGAGACAAUUGUAGAUGCUUUGAGGCUCGCAAAGUCCUACAAGGACAAACCCACAGUAGUAAAUAUCAGAACCACAAUCGGGUAUAAGACUAAGAAAUCGGGCACUGCGGCAGCACAUCAUGGAACUUUUGACGACGAGGAUAUAGCUCUACUAAUGGGAAGCGCGUCAACUAGAGAUACGCAUCAGAUUGACCCGAAAGUUUUGGAUUGGUUCAGGGAAAGAGGUUCUUAUGGUGAGAAUAUCGAAAUGGAAUGGCAGAAACUCUUGAAGAAGUACGAAAGCCUCUAUCCGUCUGAAGCCACUUUAUUAUAUCAGAGGAUUACAGGAGAGCCAAUUAAUUAUGCCGAGACUCUACGUAACAUCAAAUUAGAGCCGGGGUCUGUCUCUACCCGGACCACCAAUGGCCAAGUUUUUAAGGAAUUAUUAGACCAUCAUCAGCAAAUAUUUGCUGGAGGAGCCGAUCUAUGGGCGUCGAACCAGCUUGGAACACACUCUGCUUUUGAUCGUGAUCACUAUGAAAAUCGUGUAUGUAGAUUUGGGGUGAGAGAACACGCCAUGGUUUCAAUAUCAAAUGGAAUGUCCGCUUAUAAUAAAGGAACAUUCAUCCCAUUGACCGCAACGUACUUCAUGUUUUAUCUCUAUGGAGCAGCGGGAAUUAGAAUGGGGGCUCUUUGUGGGCUUCAAGUAAUCCACAUGGCUACACAUGAUUCGAUAUCUGAGGGUCAAAAUGGCCCCACUCAUCAACCAGUUGAGCUUGAUUCAUUAUUUCGAGCCAUGCCCAACUUCAUCUACAUUCGACCUUGCGAUGGUGAAGAAGUGAUAGGUGCCUGGGAAGUAGUUCUUAAUGCGAGAAAUAGUUCUUCAAUGCUCUCUCUAGCUAGAGACGGAAAUGUAUAUCCAGUUCCUAACACCGAUCGGGAAAAAGUAAACUUAGGAGGAUAUGUGGUCGUCAAGGAGGAAGUGGAAGAGAAUCUCAUCACCCUAGUCAGUAGUGGAUCAGAGUUGCAAUUUGCUGUUGAAGCUGCCAAUAUUCUGAAAACAGAUCAUAGAUGUAAUGUGCGAGUGGUCUCCAUGCCUUGCUUCAAGCUCUUCCAAGAACAGUCUAUAGAAUACAGGCUACAAACUCUAGGACAUGAAUCUCUUAUUAUUAGCGUUGAGCCUUAUAUAUCAACUGUUUGGGCGCAAAUUUGUUCAGCAAGCAUUGCCAUGACGGGUUACGGUCAUUCUGGAUCUCCUACAAGCAAUUACGAAAGAUAUGGAUUUACCCCCACUUCAAUAGCCGAAAGAGUACACAGAUAUGCCACCAACAAAACUGUCAGCAACUCUCGUAGAUUCUGGGAACUGAUAUAA